This is a messenger RNA of Camelus dromedarius (Arabian camel), 4188 nucleotides long. It is a transcript of the gene ATP13A2, whose product is annotated as ATPase cation transporting 13A2. Gene Ontology annotation, molecular function: P-type ion transporter activity; ATPase-coupled monoatomic cation transmembrane transporter activity; ATP hydrolysis activity. Gene Ontology annotation, cellular component: membrane. Gene Ontology annotation, biological process: transmembrane transport; intracellular calcium ion homeostasis; autophagosome-lysosome fusion. The record is from RefSeq and is a predicted model, not a curated record. NCBI's taxonomy places the organism in Eukaryota, Metazoa, Chordata, Mammalia, Artiodactyla, Camelidae. The coding region runs from base 175 to 3906 and encodes 1243 amino acids. The transcript has 30 exons.
UGGGCGGCGCACAGAGCCCGACUGCAGCACCUUCGCCGCGGCACCAGGCGCUGGGUCCCGCAGGUGCCUCGGGCCGCCCAGCCCUGCAGCGCCCCGCGCCCUCGGCCUUCCGUCUCGACCCCCACCGCGGGGCAUCACGACGUCCGGGCCCGGCGAUGAGCGCGAGGAGCCGCGAUGAGCGCAGAGAGGCCAGGAGCCCGGGGAUGGCGCCGCGCAGAGCCAUCGCCUCCGCGCCUUCCUACAGCCCCGGGAGAGGAAGCGCCUUGUGCGGUGCAAACCGGCAACCCCUUGGCCGCGGUAACGAGGCGCGGGGAGAUAUCCCCCUCCUACUGGACUCCCUCCCGUAGUGACGGAUGUCCAGACAGCAGCCCGCUCGUGGGCAGCACGCCCACCGGUUAUGGGACCCUGACGAUAGAGACAUCUAUAGAUCCCCUCAGCUCCUCAGUUUCAUCCGUGAGGCUCAGCGGCUACUGUGGCAGUCCGUGGAGAGUCAUAGGCUAUCACGUCGUGGUCUGGAUGAUGGCAGGGAUCCCUUUGCUGCUAUUCCGAUGGAAGCCCGUGUGGGGGGUGCGGCUGCGGCUCCAGCCGUGCAACCUGGCCUGCGCCGAAACACUCGUUAUCGAAAUAAGAGACAAAGAGGAUAGUUCAUGGCAGCUCUAUACUGUCCAGGUGCAGACUGAGGCCAUCAGCGAAGGCAGCCUGCAGCUGCCCCCACAGGCCCAGGCGGAGGACGGCCGGAGCCAGGUGGCUGUGGGGGCAGUACUGGAGGAUACUUGGAAGGACACCACCCAGCUCCACAGGAACGAGGAGGCGCAGCGGACACUGCGGUACUACCUCUUCCAGGGUCAGCGCUAUGUCUGGAUCGAGACCCAUCAGGCCUUCUGCCAAGUCAGCCUGCUGGACAAUGGCCGCACCUGUGACGACAUCCACCACUCCUGCACUGGCCUCAGCCUCCAGGACCAAACCGUGAAGAAGACCAUCUACGGCCCCAAUGUGAUCAAUGUACCGGUCAAGUCCUAUCCCCAGCUGCUGGUGGAUGAGGCACUGAACCCCUACUAUGGGUUCCAGGCCUUCAGCAUCGGGCUGUGGCUGGCCGACCACUACUACUGGUACGCCGUGUGCAUCUUCUGCAUCUCCGCCUUCUCCAUCUGCCUGUCGAUCUACAGGACCAGAAAGCAAAGCGAGACCCUGAGGGACAUGGUCAAGCUGUCUGUACAGGUGUGCGUGUGCCGACCUGGGGGAGUGGAGGAAUGGGUGGACUCCAGUGAGCUGGUGCCAGGAGACUGCCUGGUGCUGCCCCAGGAGGGUGGGCUGAUGCCCUGCGAUGCUGCCUUGGUGGCUGGCGAGUGCAUGGUCAACGAGAGCUCUCUGACAGGGGAGAGCAUUCCAGUGCUGAAGACAGCCCUGCCAGAGGGACCGGUGCCCUACGUCCCAGAGACCCACCGGCGGCACACGCUCUUCUGCGGGACCCUCAUCUUGCAGACCCGGGCCUUUGUAGGAUCCCGUGUCCUGGCGGUGGUGACCCAGACAGGGUUCUGCACGGCCAAAGGGGGCCUGAUGAGCUCCAUCCUGCAUCCCCGGCCCAUCCACUUCAAGUUCCACACACAGAGCAUGAAGUUUGUGGCGGCCCUCUCUGUCCUGGCUCUCCUUGGCACCGUCUACAGCAUCUUCAUCCUCUACCGCAACGAGGUGCCUGUGAAGGAGAUUGUGAUCCGGGCUCUGGACCUGGUGACAGUGGUGGUGCCGCCAGCCCUGCCGGCUGCCAUGACCGUGUGCACGCUCUAUGCCCAGAGCCGCCUGCGGAGCCAGGGCAUCUACUGCAUCCAUCCACUGCGCAUCAACCUGGGUGGCAAGCUCCAGCUGGUGUGUUUUGACAAGACAGGCACCCUCACUGAGGAUGGCUUGAACGUGAAGGGUGUGGUGCCCCUGGAGGGACAGAAGUUCCUGUCGCUCGUCUCAGAGCCCCGCUGCCUGCCCAUGGGGCCCCUGCUCCGGGCACUGGCCACUUGCCACACUCUCAGCUGGCUCCAGAACACCUUAGUGGGCGACCCCAUGGACCUCAAGAUGGUGGAAUCUACUGGCUGGGUCCUGGAGGAGGGACCAGCUGAACACUCGACAUUUGGGACCCACGUUUUGGCUGUGAUGAAGCCCCCGCUUCAGGAGCCCCAACUGCAGGGCUCGGAGGAGCCUCUGGUGCCAGUCAGCAUCCUCAGCCGCUUCCCGUUCUCGUCGGCCCUGCAGCGCAUGAGUGUGGUGGUGGCGUGGCCAGGGGCCACUCAGCCUGAGGUUUAUGUCAAGGGUUCCCCUGAGCUGGUGGCAGGCCUCAGUGACCCCGAGACAGUGCCCACCAACUUUGCCCAGACACUACAGAGCUACACAGCCGCUGGCUACCGCGUCGUGGCCCUUGCCAGGAAGCCACUGCCCAUUGCACCCAGCCUGGAGGCAGCUCAGCAACUGACGAGAGACGCUGUGGAGUGGAAGCUGAGUUUCCUGGGGCUACUGGUCAUGCAGAAUCUGCUAAAGCCACAGACAACACGCGUCAUACAGACUCUGCGGGGGAACUGCAUCCGCACCGUCAUGGUGACAGGGGACAACCUGCAGACGGCAGUCACUGUGGCCCAGGCCUGUGGCAUGGUGGACCCCCAGGAGCGUCUGGUCAUCAUCCACGCCACCCCUCCUGAGCAGGGCCAGCCUGCCUCCCUCCAGCUCCUGCCAGUGGAGUCCUCCACAGCCAUGAACGGGGCCCAGGAUCCUGACCAGGCUGCAAGCUACACCAUGGAUCCAGACCCCCGAUCCAGUCACCUGGCCCUCAGCGGGUCCACCUUUGGUGUCCUUCUGAAGCACUUCCCCAAGCUGCUGCCCAAGCCCCUCCUCGUCUCCCUGGGCUCCCAGGUCCUGGUCCAGGGCACCGUCUUUGCCCGCAUGUCUCCUGAGCAGAAGACAGAGCUGGUGUGUGAGCUGCAGAAGCUGCAGUACUGUGUGGGCAUGUGCGGGGACGGCGCCAAUGACUGCGGGGCCCUGAAGGCAGCUGACGUGGGCAUCUCGCUCUCCCAGGCGGAGGCCUCAGUGGUCUCGCCCUUCACCUCGAGCGUGGCCAACAUUGAGUGUGUGCCCAUGAUCAUCAGGGAAGGUCGCUGUUCCCUGGACACGUCGUUCAGCGUCUUCAAGUACAUGGCCCUGUACAGCCUGACCCAGUUCAUCUCUGUCCUGAUCCUCUACACGGUCAAUACCAACCUGGGCGACAUGCAGUUCCUGGUCAUCGACCUGGUCAUCACCACCACAGUGGCAGUGCUCAUGAGCCACACGGGGCCGGCGCUGGAGCUGGGGCGGGCGCGGCCGCCGGGGGCCCUGCUGAGCGUGCCCGUGCUCAGCAGCCUGCUGCUGCAGGUGGUCCUGGUGGCCGGCAUGCAGCUGGGGGGCUACUUCUCGACUGUGACCCAGCCCUGGUUUGUGCCUCUGAACAGGACGGUUCCUGCACCAGACAACCUGCCCAACUACGAGAACACGGUGGUCUUCUUUGUGUCCAGCUUCCAGUACCUCAUCUUGGCCACGGCCAUGUCCAAGGGGGCGCCCUUCCGCAGGCCACUCUACACCAAUGUGCCCUUCCUGGUGGCCCUGUUGUUCUUGGGCUCCGUCCUGGUGGGCCUCCUCCUGGACCCCGGCCCCCUGCAGGGGCUGCUGCAGCUGAAGAACAUGACUGACACCUGCUUCAAGCUGCUGCUGCUGGGCCUGGUUGCCCUCAACCUUGUGGGAGCCUUCAUGCUGGAGCAGAGUGUGCUGGACCAGUUCCUCCCAGGCUGCCUGAAGUGGCUCCGGCCCAAACGGGCCUCCAAGAAGCGUUUCAAGCAGCUGGAGCAGGAGCUGGCUGAGCAGCCCUGGCCGCCGCCCACUGAGCCCGUGAGGUAGCGCAGGCCCCGGCUGGCACCCUGGACACUGGAUCUCCCUGCCUCUGAGCCACCCACUGGGACCCAUCUCCAGAGACACCACCACCAUCACUCCUGCAGCCCUGAGGUUGGCAGUUGUCACCCUCAUGCCUCAAAUCUUCCUGGCCCAGCCUUCCCUGCCCCCACCUGGGGAAAUGCUAACUCUCGAUGUCCCCUUUCAGAUGUCCCAUGUAGUGACGGCAGCCACCACCCCCACUCAGAGCCGCUGUCAGUGUAGCAAAUAAAGUCAUAAUAUUUUCCUGGC